This is a messenger RNA of Effrenium voratum, 1410 nucleotides long. Lineage: Eukaryota; Dinophyceae; Suessiales; Symbiodiniaceae. The record is from the annotation of a GenBank genome assembly.
CCUCCCCAUUUUCGGCCCCAAGCCGACGACUUCGAAGUCGAAGCCAACGUUGCCAUGGACGCGCUGCUGCCGCUGGCGGGGACCUCCCUGCGCUCCGUGGCCACGGUCGCGGCCUGCGCCUCUGUGGGGGCCUACGCCCGGCGCCAAGGUAUCCUCGAUGAGCGGUCAGAGAAGUUCUUGGACCAGUUCAUUUCUUCGGUGUGUCUUCCUUGCCUGAUCCUCCGCAAGGUGCCUCCCUUGAUCAGCUUUCAGCAGCUGCUGACGACCUGGCCCCUACUACUGCUGUGCCUUUGCACCGUGGUGUAUGGGCUGCUGGCCGGCGCUGCGGCGGCCAGGCUGCUGAAGCUGCGCAGCUUCAGCGGAUUGAUCAUGACGGCGGUGGCCUUCCCCAACUCUUUCUCCGUGCCGAUGACUCUGCUCUUGGCCCUGGGCCCUCACCCGGCGCUGCAGGCUUGGGACGCCUCCGAUGCGUCCGAGGCGACGGCGCAGGCGCUGCACGACCGAGUGGUGGUGCUCUUCCUCAACAGCUUCCCCAUUUGGGUGGUGGCGCGCUGGGGCAUCGGCUUUCCCGUCUUGUCAGGAGCCUUUUCCUUCCAGCAGUGGCGGAAGAAGGUGCUGAACCCUCCGGUGAAGGCCUGUCUGCUGUCUUUGCCCGUGGGCUUCGUGCUGCACUACUGCGAAGGGGUUGACUUCCAGAUCUUUCAGCCAGCCGUGACCGCGGUGGACUUCGCGGGGCGCUGCUCGGUGCCGCUGCUGCUCAUGGUGCUGGGCGCCAAGGUGGACGGAAUUGCCGUGGAAGUGUUCGCUGCAGGUGGCAAGGGCAAGAGCUACGAGGCCCUGCCUUCGCCCUCCAAGCCGGAGAGUGUAAAGAUCGGAGUGGGGGACUGCGAGAAGGGGCCGGCGGUGGAACAGGAGCCUAAGAUCCAGCUCGAGCAGCCGCCUCCCAGUGAGAUGCCUUUGCGGGGACACCUGGCGGUGCUUCUGCUGCGGCAACUCUUUGGCGCGCUGCUGGGCUUGUUGGUGGCCUUCGGAGUGCGACGAUGCGGCGUCUCAGACAAAGUCUUGCUUAUGACGCUUCUGCUGCAGAGCUGUGGGCCACCGAUGAUCAAUCUCUCCGUGAUGGCCGGCGUGAGCGGAACGGCGCAGAAGGACGCGGCCAAGGUUUUGCUCAUCACCUACCUGGCCUCAGUCUUUACCUGGGUAAUGUGGACCGCGAUCUUCCUGUCCUUCUUGUGAGCUCCGCACCUAUUGGGUAAUUACUCGGGCUCACUUUUUCUGGGGAUUAGUUUUUCUGGGGCAUAGCAGAUCUGUGCUUUUGCCGAUUUCCACCCGGAAAUCCCGCUUUGGCUUGGGCCAAAGCAUUCUCCGUGCGGAGUUCAGGGCUCUUUGUGCUUUCCCCUUUUUCACCAC